UUGACACGUUGACCCAGAAGAACGGAAGCGCUCUUUACGAAAUGGUUGACAUGAUGCUCUAAAUCCUGUAAAUGUAAUGUAGACUGACUUUAUGUGUUAGACAGACUUUGUUAAAGUGUAGUAAUCAAAGUGCUUUAGUGAGACUCGACCAACGCGCUGAGAAACCUCUCAUGAAUGGACAUUUGAACCCGGACUAAAAUUAGCACAGUAUCUAAUCUGUGUUUCCACGAUGAGCAAAGAUUGGGCCGUUCUUCAGGGUGCCUUCCUCCUGGCUGAUAAACUGUGUCUCCCCUCAUCCCUGUCCUCGCUUCAGAAGGCUGACUGGAGCAAGGUGGGAAAUCCAGUCCUGGAUGCAGUCAAAGAAAUCUCCAGACUAAAUGAAAAUCCUAGCUCUUCAGCUGUCGACUGGAUAAAGAAAACAGUCUGUGCUGUGUGGCUGAAGCUGUUGUGCAGGGAGGCCGGAGAGGAUGUAGAGACAUCCUGGAGGGAGAACCCUUUCUUCUCCCUCCAAAACGGCCUCCCUGAAGUCAACCACGUUGUCCUGCUGGAGGUGGUGAAGUCACUGGAAGCUGCUCAGGUAUUCGCCCGCUUGCUGUUGUAUCUCCCUCAGUCUCAGGUCUGCACUGAGCUUGACAGGCUGGUGCAACACGUGAGGAGCAGCCCGGCUACUCAAGACGACGUGCGGCUUUUUCUGGACGUGUGGUGGGAACUGUGGAAAGGCCGAGAUGAGAAGAAAGCAGGAGAAGAGGACAACGUGGAGAAGAUGUUCGCUGGACAAUUUGCUCGUCUCUCCUCUGAGUCCCCCGGUUUGACUCAACAGGCUGCCAAGAGGUUCAAACUAGACCCAACAGAUCUACCUGCAUCAUCGCCAAAUAAUGAUGUGCUUCAAAUCCUCCUUCAAGCACUUAAAGAGAUAAAACAUCUCGUACCUACGACAGACCUUUGCCUCCAGGCUCUCUCCAUUUCUCUUGAUGCUCUUUACACAGCGUUCCUUAUAGAACAAGCAGUCGUACUUCCGACCACAGACAAGUUGAGCGUCCUGUCCAAAGCUGUAAGCAUCAGAGAAAAGAACAGUGAGAAACUGAGUCCUGAGCUCAUUCAGGAGGCUCAGAGAGACCUGCAUGCUUCUCACACACCAUCUCACUUUCAACCCAGCAGGAUGAAGUUCGGUGACGCCUUGAAGAUUAUAACAGGACUUGUUGAGUUCUGGAAAAACAGCGGGCUCCUGAAAGUGUGUGACAGCUCUGCGUCUAGCCGCUCGGCAUUUAAACUGGAACAAAGUGUCCAGAGAGUCCUGACAGGUCUACAGGCAACAGAAGAAGCCGAUAACAUGACUGAGAAGAACUCACUCAGAGAUCUGCUGGUGUCGCUGGCUUUCCCUGCUAUCGAGAGCACAGCAGAUGUGAACUCCAGGGUCACAGAGAUGAUCAUCAGUCACCACCUGGACGACUAUCAGGACUUUGCAAUGUUGUUCGCCAGUGAGAUGAGUUGGGCGUCUUGUAGCGAGCACUGGAUGGACUGCCUGGAGAAGAACCAGGCAGCCUUCCAGCUGCCGGACACGCUCAUCAAACUCACCUCCACCCUCAUGGGUAAACUCCAGGGUCAGAGCACAGACGUGAGCCAGUGCAGGAAGCUGAUGAAAGUCCUCGCCGACAUAUUCUCUGCACUCUCCUCACAAGACAAAAACAAAGUGCUGGCUGCAAUGUUGAGACUGUCCAGCAGGGGAUUCUUUGGGCGCUCCGUCCCCUCUCCUGUGACUGACGGGUUCGAACAGGAGCUCAACAUGGCCUUCAACUGCAUCAUCCAAGGAGGGGGCGGAGCGUCGGCGUCGCAGAGCAAUCUGAACUCAGCUGUCUCUUUGGUAGCGCGAGUUGCCUAUCAGAAUCCAGAGGCUGCUCUGAGGUCUUGUUGUCAUUCUGCUGUCUUCAAUAAAAGUGCUUUCUCUCUGAUGGCUAAGAUCCUGCAGCAGCUGCCUGGACUCCGAGGACAGAGGGGGAGAGAAGACGCAGCGCAGAGUGAUGAAGAGGAAAGUGUAGAUGAAUUAAACAGUCCUCUCUGCAGAUGUCUGCUGGAGAUCGUCAACACUAAAUCGUUGUCUGCUAAUGAAAAAGAGCAGUUCCUCAAGUUCCUGAGCCUGCUGAUGAUGCCCGUUAUAAGCGUUGAGGGAGGAGAAAGAAAUGAAAGUUUUCUGCCACCUCAGGAGGUCGUGAACAUCUUUGUCCUGCCUCAUCUCUCCUCUACGGGUCAAGGCAGCUUGGAUUCAGAACUGAGUGUGAAGCUUCUGCAUGCCGCUCUGUGUGUGGACGUCCAGGAUGAAGCUUCAUCUCCUCACUGGGUGAUGGACUGUUCUCCCUUUCCUCUGCUCUACGUCCUCGCACAGCUGCAAAACCAGACACUCAGAUGUUGGGAGCAGCCACCAGAGGACGAUGUCAACCACUGGUCCAUGGACACCAAGGAGCUGCUGGUGUCGGUGCUAACCACGCUGGGGCAGCUGGUGGGUGCAGAGGUGUCGGCGGCCCCCAGCAGGUGGUCCAGACCUCUGUUCUGGCUCUACAACAAGAUGGAGGAACUGGACUGGACCGUUCGGUUCCACCUGAAGCCUGUGUGGAGGGAACACUUUAAAAACGAGGUUCCCUCUGCUCUGCUGGCCGUGUGUGAUCUGCCUGAGCAGGAGUGGUCAGGUCUGGACCUGCCUCAGUACGGCCCGGGAACAGGUCUCCUGGCCUGGAUGGAGUGCUGCUCUGUAUCCGACUCCCUUCAGUCCACCAUGUUGGGCCGUCUCUCUCUGGACCGGCGCCGGCCCGACCACGUCAGCAUGUUCAGCAAAGGCCUGCUGGUGGCUCUGAGCCAGACUCUGCCCUGGUGCUCGCUCUCCCAGUGGAGCAGACUGCUGAGCGUCCUGAAGGAGCUGAUCACCUCCGACCGCCUCCACGUUCCCUUCUCGCUCGAGUACGUGGACUACCUGCCCCUCCUCGAUCUGAGGAAGUUCUCCUGCGAGCUGCGUCUGUCCGUCCUCCUGCUGCGAGUGCUCCAGCUGCUCUGCGGGUCAAGCUGCUCGGACUGGCUCUCGGGGGACGGCUGGGCCCACGUGGGCCGGUUAUACGCCCACGCUGUGAGGGACAUGAUGACAUCGGUGAGAGCCAAGCUGCAUCUUCCUUCCUUUGGUGCUCUGAAUGUUUCAACGGCCGACCCUUCCUGCACUUCAGUCACGUCUCCUAAAGACUCAGUGAUGGACGUCAGACCAGCAGAGGACCAGAUGAAGGUGGGGGAGGGGGAGGGGGAGAGGGCUCCCGGCCAGGAAGUCCUUUUUGUUCUCAGCCAGCUCUUCUGCCAUGUUCAGCACAUCCAGGUGAUGAUGCCCGGAGGUCAGAGUGAACCCUUGUUCCUGUCCUGUCUGGAGAUCCUCAGCCACUACGAGGCCGUCAUGGCCGCGUUCCCUCACAGCAGCAGUGCGCUGGAGAGCGAGAACACCCGUCACUUCUUCUCCACCAUCACCGCCAACCUGGAGAACGAGGAGAUGAAGGCCGUGCUGCGGCAGAAGAUCGCUCAGCUGGUGUCCUCUGCUGCUUGAGACGCCGGUACUUCACUGGUUUUUCAGACUUUUCCUGAUGAAUCUUAUCUUGUUUGCUGAUUGAAAAUGAAGUUCAGUUCAUUCUAUGAAUUACCUUAUUACAAAGUGAAAGAUCAAUAAAUGAAUAAAAAGCA
This is a messenger RNA of Labrus mixtus (cuckoo wrasse), 3705 nucleotides long. It is a transcript of the gene gemin4, whose product is annotated as gem (nuclear organelle) associated protein 4. Gene Ontology annotation, cellular component: SMN complex. The record is from RefSeq and is a predicted model, not a curated record. The transcript is spliced from 6 exons. Gene Ontology annotation, biological process: rRNA processing; spliceosomal snRNP assembly. The coding region runs from base 230 to 3571 and encodes 1113 amino acids. NCBI's taxonomy places the organism in Eukaryota, Metazoa, Chordata, Actinopteri, Labriformes, Labridae.